AUGAAGCUCAACUUCGUUUUCCUAUGCGGCGUUGCCACGGCGGCCUACUUUCGUCCUGCCGAAUGGGGAUCACAGUCUAGUGUCAUCAUGGCGUGGCCUUCUGCCGACAACCCGGCUUACAAGAAUGCGCAAGACGAUCUGCAAGACGCCACGACAGACAUCACCAGCAUUGCGCAGGCAGUCGCCAAGUUUGAACCAGUCACGCUGCUGGUCGUGCAGAGCCGACUAGACGAAGCAAAAUCGCAGUUCGCAGACAGUAAGAACAUCACUCUGCAGUCGAUUGAGACUUACCCCAAACUGGAUCUCUGGAUGCGCGACAUGGCCCCGACUUUUGUUUUUGACAAGACAAACACAAGUGGCCAGCUCUUUGGUGUCGACUACAACUUCAAUGGAUGGGGCAACAAGUUCCCGACGGGUUCAUGCCUCUCUCUUGCAUCGAUGCUAUCUUACAGCAUGAAGGUGCCACGUGUGGAUUCCUCCCUUGUGUCGGAAGGCGGAUCUCUCGAAGUCGAUGGAGAGGGUACGCUGCUCGUUACGGAGAGCUCCGUUCUCAUUGACAAUCGCAACCCCGGCAAGACCAAAGCACAGGCAGAGGAGGAGUUCCAGCGCACUCUUGGCGUGACAAAGACCAUCUGGAUCCCAGGCAGAAAGGGCUCCGACAUUACAGACGGCCACAUCGACGGUCUUGCUCGUUUCAUCGCCCCCGGCAAAGUCCUCCUCAGCCGCCCCAGCACGCUCGAGGGCGGCGGUCCGUUUGUUGACACCUAUCGAGAGGCCCAGGCAAUCUUGUCGAACACGACUGACGCCAAGGGGCGCACGCUUGAGAUUACUGAGGUUGUCGAGGCCGAUCUUGAAAACAUUGGGGCAGACAAGGCCCUCGUUGAGCAGGUACAAAAUGGGGAGAAAGACUACCCCUCGUUGACAAGCGCUCAAGAUCGUAAAGGAAUUAUACCCUGA
Messenger RNA from Akanthomyces muscarius, 957 nucleotides. RefSeq lists its product as uncharacterized. Gene Ontology annotation, molecular function: agmatine deiminase activity; protein-arginine deiminase activity. Lineage: Eukaryota; Fungi; Ascomycota; Sordariomycetes; Hypocreales; Cordycipitaceae. The transcript has 2 exons. Bases 1 to 957 code for a protein of 318 amino acids. Gene Ontology annotation, biological process: putrescine biosynthetic process. The record is from RefSeq and is a predicted model, not a curated record.